UCGAUACGUAGUAAUCAAAAUUUAAUUUACAAAGUUCAACAUUUAAGUAUUAAGUUUGGUUUGAUAAUGAAGAUUUAAUAUCAAUUAAAGGAACAAUUUUAAUUGGGAUACUUUAAAAAAGAUGUCAUGCAAUGAUGUGGCCAAUUCGUCCACCAUCUCCAUCAUAGACUCAAGUCUAGAAGAUGGCAAGAGCAGUAGGUGGCUGUCUUUCUCUAAAAUGCAUAGACUGGCUCUCAGCGCAUCUAGUGGUGAUGGAGAUGUGUCCACAUUUGAUUGUGAUCGUGACCUGACACCAGGCAGCUUGGAGGUGUGGCAGGAUCUACCAGAUUCCAUUAAAUACGAUCCAGCACUUGCGCCGUUUAAACAGCUAUACGAACAAAGAUAUGGUGAGCCUUUAUCGCCUGGGAUUGUAUCGCCUGAGGAAAACGGGAAUUUAGUCAUUAAAAAAUCGGAAACUGUCAUAGCCGUUGAGAAAAAUGAAGCCAAAGAGAAUAGGAAAUCCGCAAAAAAGGAAAAAGUAUCGUCACGCAAGAAACAGAUUGAAAAAUGGCUGAGGUUCGCUAAGCUAACAUUAUUAGUAGCCGGCUGGGUGAUGCUCACAGUAGCGUUGCUACUUAACAGAGAGAAAACUGAUGUUCUACUUCACACAGCUGUCAGUGGUGGAGAAGUCAAAGAAUACGUACUAAAUACUUCAAAAGAUGCCUUCAGUACGCUAAUCACUUUAACGGGUCCUUUUGGAGGUCACAACACCUCCAAACAAUUAACAAUAUGGUUGCGCAGGAGUUACGAAGAUGGCGAUGUGCAGGAAUCCUCAAAGUGGAAAAUAAAGCUGCAACCAGAUGACGUCAUAGACUUUUCUCCAAGUGCAUCCGAAUCCAAAAUACUCAUUCUCGAAAAUAUGGGACGUAAUAGGAAAGAGAACAGCACAGAAGAUGAAGAUUUUCGAAAUGGAACAGUUACGCUCCGUAUGUCAACGAACAGCAAUAAGACGGUGCCUCUCACUCUCACAUACCAGCUGGAUCCUUUGUCAGCGGAAGAUGGAAUUAUAUAUGCGGCUCUUCUCUUGUUGACGCUUUAUGUUUUAAUUAUUUUUGAGAUAGUCAAUCGAACAAUCGCCGCGCUGCUAUCGUCAUCCUUAGGCAUUGCAGUUCUGGCCAUCAAUGGCACCAGACCGACACUCCAGGAGCUGGUCUCCUGGCUGGACUCGGAGACACUGCUGCUGCUCUUCAGCAUGAUGAUUUUAGUUGCUAUACUUGCGGAGACGGGGCUGUUUGAUUACCUUGCAGUUGUUGCUUUUGAGGUCACCGGAGGAAGGACCUGGCCCCUGAUUAACUGCCUCUGCUUCUUUACCGCUUUCUUCUCCACAUUCCUGGACAACGUCACAACUGUGCUGUUGAUGACACCGGUAACAAUACGAUUAUGCGAAGUGAUGCAGCUGAACCCAGUUCCCGUCCUCAUGUCAAUGGUGAUCUUCAGUAACGUGGGUGGGGCUGCCACUCCCGUGGGGGACCCGCCCAAUGUCAUCAUCGCCAGUCAUCCAUCAAUAUUAAAUGCGAAUAUCAACUUCACAAACUUCACACUUCACAUGGGCCUUGGAAUAUUGUUCGUGAGCGUACAGACGUACUUUCAACUCCGAUUUAUAUUUAGAGAUAUUAAUUCAUUAAGACAUGCUGUACCAAGAGAUAUUGUGGAACUUCGCCAAGAGCUGGCCGUAUGGAAGCGUGCGUCGGCGUCUCUCAGUCCCUACUCCAGAGACGAGGACAUUGUCAAGCGGGCUCUGGAAAAAAAGGUACAGAGACUAAAUGUUCUGUUGUUGAAAAAAGAGAGCGGAAGUGGUACGAACAAGAAUGACCCGCUUUUCUGUUCCACUCUUGCGCAGAUGAAGGAAAAGUACUGUAUACGAGACAAGGCUCUGCUUAUAAAAGCCUCCAUUUGCGUCACCUUCGUCGUGGUGGUCUUCUUCCUUCACGCGAUACCACAGCUCCAAAAUCUCUCUCUAGGUUGGACAGCAUUAUUAGGCGCAAUUCUCUUACUCUUACUAGCGGAGAGGGAAGACUUGGAGCCGAUUUUGGCACGAGUUGAGUGGUCGACUCUACUCUUUUUUGGUGCUUUAUUUGUUUUAAUGGAGGUACUGUCCAAACUAGGGCUCAUAGCAUGGAUUGGCAGACUGACAGAAAACCUCAUUUUGCAAGUUGGUGAAGAAUCAAGACUUGCUGUGGCCAUUAUGCUGAUCUUAUGGGUGUCUGGCCUGGCGUCAGCAUUCGUGGACAACAUACCACUGAGUACAAUGAUGGUACGAGUAACGGCAGCCUUGUCUGAUCCCACUGGCUUGGCAUUACCACUCCAGCCACUAGCGUGGGCUUUGAGCUUUGGCGCUUGUUUGGGUGGUAACGGAACCCUUAUUGGCGCCAGUGCAAAUGUCGUGUGCGCAGGAGUCGCCGAACAACAUGGCUACAGAUUCACGUUCAUGGAGUAUUUGAAGAUUGGGUUUCCUAUUAUGAUUGGAAAUCUUAUUGUUGCGUCGAUUUAUUUACUGUUCUGUCAUGUUCUGUUUACGUGGCAUUAAUUUUGCCAAUUCCAUAAAUAUUUAUUUCGUUCGGAGCUAGCCGAAAAAACAGUUUGAUGCAAAAUGUUUUAUGUAGGUUAAAAUGUGAUCUAUAAAAGACAACAUAAAAAUAAUUAUGUAAUAGUUAACGGUAUUUUAUCAAAUUCACUGUGAUGAAGUGCCUUAAUUAUAUUAAUAUAUAAUAUAGAACUCUUCUAAAACAUAAACAUAAUAAAUUACUGUACCUACUACUAAUUACUAAGUCGGAAAAUCGUCGAAUUUUGUAUUGAAACCAAGUGAAAUUCAUCGUCGUAACCAAUCGUAUGAAACCAUGACAACAACAAAUAUGUCUACCGAGAGUGGUCUAUUAAACUAUCCCUAAUUGUAUAUUUAAAUAAUUAUGCCCUAACUACUUAAUAAAUGUAAGAGAAUGGGGAAGUUUAACAAAUGUAAGAGAAUGGGGCAGUUUAAUAAAUGUAAGAGAAUGGGGCAGUUAAAUAAAUGUAAGAUAAUUGCGAAGUUUAACAAAUGUAAGAGAAUGAGGCAGUGUUUAACGUCCUAUAGUGAACUUAAUCUUUAAGUGAAUAUGUCGAUCGGACUUGCUAUAGUGCUCACGGCUUAUCUAUUAUAUAGGUCCACUGUGAAUCGCAGCAGUAUUAUUAUAUAAAUUAAUUAUUACGUAAAUACCAAAUAAAUAUAAAACAUAAUGAUUUUCUCUUAAUCAUGAUUGUGUAAAAGCAGCCAAUGCCGCCUUUACAACGCAUUUUUUUUUAAUUUAGAAAUCAAUAGCCUAUAAUGGUGAAAAGAAUUUCUAAAUCAGUCCAGUAACUCCUAAAUAAGUUUAAUUUUAAAAUUAAAAAAAAAUCGUUGCACACAUUCUAAUUAGUAUACGUUUUAAAUGAAGUCUUUAAAGUGAAUGAUAUUCGUACAAUUCAAUUAUAAGUCAAAUUAAAGAAUUUGAAAUUAUAAUCAAUGUUAAUCAUGUAUUUUUUUAUUAAAACGAGCACGUUUUGAUGAUAACGCGCGAUGUAGGUUACAUUGUGAUACUUGUGUAGUAUUUCUAUCGUACUUAAAAACUGCCAAUCAAGACACUUGAAUGGUUUUUAGAAUAACCGUUUCUUUAAUUCCUGCGAAAUAUGUCCAUCAGAUGCAGAAAGAUUAGAAAAGUAAAAAGAGAAAGAAUUUGACAUUCAAAAUUCAAGGAAACAUGGUGGCUAUCCAAAUAGUCUUGAUACAAAAGAUUUGUAGAUUCUUCUAUCAAAGGCUGUUAAAUUCCUAUAAAAAUACCGAACAGACUUAUGAGAAUCGGUUGUAAUUCAUAAUUGAUAUGUUAUUUUAAAAAUAAUUAUAAGAAUAUAUAUGUAUAUAAUAAUUCGUAAAAAAAAUAUUCAAAAAUUUCAAAAAAAUAUAAAAUUCGAUCCCAUUAUUAUUUUGCUAAAUAAAUAUUUACAAAAAAGCCCCGAAUGUGAUCUAUGUCUACAAGGUACGUAAUUAAAAGAAUUUUAUUAAUAGACUACAUAUUAUGUCAUACUUUCCAAAGGCCGAUUAUCUUAUUUUUAAUUUUAGUAUGAAUCGGCCUUUAGAAAACAAUUUUAAAGUUUAACAUUAUGUAAAAUGCUUUGAAAGCUCCAUGUAACGUCCAAUAUUUAUUAUAUGCCUCCCAGCUCAGUGGUAAGCAUUAAACAGCCUUAGUUUUAAUUAAAAAUAUAUAUAUUUAGUUUUUUUUAAUUAAAUAGAUUAGAAAGUAGACCUUUACCACUGAGCUGGUAGUGGAAACUAAUGACUUACCAUAAUUUUAUAUUAAUGUACGUAUUAAAAUUAGGCUUUAAUCGUUAAAGUAUUAAUAAAUAUUUA
This is a messenger RNA of Pieris rapae (cabbage white), 4399 nucleotides long. RefSeq names its product P protein. The transcript is spliced from 20 exons. Gene Ontology annotation, cellular component: membrane. The record is from RefSeq and is a predicted model, not a curated record. Bases 122 to 2566 code for a protein of 814 amino acids. NCBI's taxonomy places the organism in Eukaryota, Metazoa, Arthropoda, Insecta, Lepidoptera, Pieridae. Gene Ontology annotation, biological process: transmembrane transport.